AUGUCGGGUAACCGCAUCAUGGUCGGAAAUCUGCCCUACGAGGCCGACGAGCGCGCAAUCUCGGACGCGCUCGGCCACCUCGGCCACAUCACCGACUGCAAGGUCAUCACCGACAGGGAGACCGGCAGGUCCCGGGGUUUCGGCUUCGUCACCUUCGCCGACGCGUCCGCGGCGGCGGCGGCGGUGCAGACGAUGCACGGCGCCGACAUCAUGGGACGCGCGUGCCGCAUAGACUUCAGCGAGGAUCGCAGGGGAGGCGGAGGAGGAGGCGGGGGCAGGGGCCCGCCUGGCCCGCCCGGCGGCUACGCACCAUCCGGCGGCGGCGGCGGAUACGAUCGCGACAGGAGCGGCGGAUACGAUCGCGACAGGGGCGGCGGAUACGACAGGGGCGGUCGCGACAGUCGCGGGGGAGGAGGCUACGACGGGGGCGGUCGUCCGCCCCCGCCCACGGACCAACCCCCGCCCCCGCCCGACUCGUCCGCGUACGGCGGCUACGCCGGUCCCGUCGUCGAGGCUGGCGCGGGCGCCCGCGGCGUGUGCAACGAUUUCCUUCGGGGCGCGUGCAAGUGGGGCGAUCGAUGCCGCUACUCGCACGUCGGCGGAGCGUCUCAAGCUGCGCCCCCGCCUUCGGACCGAAGGGACGACGGCCCGAAGGUGGAGCUCGGCGGUGACUGGAACUGCGACGGGUGCGGCAACAGCAACUUCUCCUGGCGCAAAACCUGCAAGAAGUGCAACGCGCCAAAGUCGCAGGCUCUGAAAGACGCGGAGAAGGCGGCUACCGGGGGUUGGCUCACCGCUGGUCUCUCGGACACCAGCAACAGGAUCUUCGUCAAGGGGUUCGACCCGGAGAAGGUGAACGAGGACGACCUGAAGGAGCUCUUCGGCGGCAUCGGGAUCAUCGCGCGCGUCAGGCAGCGGCACGGUUUCCCCGACCAGUGGCCCCACGCCGUCAAGAUCUACAAAGACGAAGCCGGCAAGCCGAAGGACGAAGCCGUCAUCAAGUACGACGAUCCGAUGGCGGCGCAAUCCGCGCCGGGUUUUUACGACGGGUUCGAGCUGAAGGGGAGUAAGCUGUCGGUGUCCAUCGCCACCUCCAAGGAGAGGCCCGAGGACGAGGGCGGCGGCGGCGGCGGCGGCGGGGGAUACGGCGGUCGCGGCGGGGGAUACGGCGGCGGUCGCGGCGGGGGCAGGGGCGGGGGGGGAUACGGCGGCCGCGGCGGCGGGGGCCGGGGUGGGGGGUACCGCGGCGGCGGCGGGGGAGGGGGCUACGGCGGCGGGGGAGGGGGCUACGGCGGCGGCGGGGGAGGGGGCUACGGCGGCGGUGGGGACCGCGGCGGAUACAGGGGAGGCGGCGGGGGAGGGUACGACAGGCACCGGCCUUACUGA
Messenger RNA from Micromonas commoda, 1386 nucleotides. RefSeq lists its product with no specific name. Gene Ontology annotation, molecular function: RNA binding; metal ion binding. Lineage: Eukaryota; Viridiplantae; Chlorophyta; Mamiellophyceae; Mamiellales; Mamiellaceae. The transcript is spliced from 2 exons. The record is from RefSeq and is a predicted model, not a curated record. The coding region runs from base 1 to 1386 and encodes 461 amino acids.